UGUACAAUUUGUGCGGUUUCAAUCUUGUUGAUGUUCAUUUGAUAACGCAAGAUGUGAAUUGGAUCAAGUGAAAUGAAGAAAAGUUGACGCAAGCGCCAAAGGGGGUGGCAUACGCCGCGCCCCUGUUUCGAGACUGGUAAAUUUCACCAAAACAAACCAGUGAGCAUGGAUGCUAGGAACGAGUAGCUGUUAGAGAUUCAUCGUUCUUCUCUUUCCCUUUACAUCAUUCAUCGAUAGCGAUUUAGUCAACAUGAGUCCUGGACUUGGACACGAUCCUCUUCCCUCGUAUAAUAUCACCGCAUUAGGUAACACGGCAUUAUGUUUAUGGCAGCAACCGCAGCAUAUAUUAUUUCAAUUGGCGAAUUUUUGCUUUGUGUUGUCAUAUUCGGCGCCCUCCUCUAGAAAAGGGAUAUUAUUCAUGCAUUCUGUUUUAAUAAUAGGUUUUAUGUUAUUAUCUGGUUGGGCAUGGCACGUGAUUUGCGCACCGGAUAUUUUCUCUUGGAAUUUUAGUUUCUUGGUGCUAAACAUCGGUCAAUUGGUUUAUAUCGUUUAUCAAAUGAGACCGGUCCGUUUCGAUCCUGAAUUAGAGGAAGCGUAUCAUACGCUUUUCUAUCCCUUUAAAGUAUCUCGGCUGCAAUUUAAAAGAUUGGUAUCUCCAGAAUUUGCAUCGAUAAUGUCUUUGCACGCUGGUGAAGCGUACGCAAUGCAAAAUUUAACGCGUACCGACAGAUUGGGAUUAUUGUUGAGCGGCAAAGUGAAUGUUCUUAGUGAUUCGAAUUUCUUACAUCCUAUUCUGCCUUGCGAAUUUUUAGAUUCACCCGAAUUCGAAAGUUCUCGAGCAUCUGUCGAUGACAAAUUUAAGGUGACGAUUGUUGCCGCAAGCUCGUGUAGAUAUUUAUAUUGGCAAAGAUCUGCAUUAGAAUAUCUUUUAGUAAAAGAAGCAUAUCUUGCGACAGUUUUAACAACGCUGGUUGCCAGAGACAUCGCAACAAAAUUGUACGCUAUGAACAAUAAGAUUGUUACAGAUAAAGGAUCACAUUUGGAUAUAAGACUUCCAACGAUCAGUGCAGGAUUAACGAUAAGCGGUGAAUAUAGAAGUCCAAGAGCAUCCAGACAAGCAUUGAUUCGUAGAAAAGAAUCAUCUUCCGAUAAUGGUAUUUCUAAUUUAAAAGAUCGUCCAGCAAAUAAUCUGUCGAAGAAAGGAGUACCAAACAUGGAACCUCUUCCUGAAAUGCCAUCCUGUGACGAUUUGGCAUCAAGUGGUGUGGAAAGUUGGUUAGAUUCAUCGAGCAAGUAUCACAGUUGCGAGAUUGUGGACGAAGAAUAGCAGGAAGCUUCCUUAACGCCGGACACAUUUUACGAAGAAGACAGCGAUUAGUGUCCGCGUUAAGGUAUUGCAUAUUAAAAUGAACACUUUAUAUUUUUAACAAAAAUUAUACAGAAACAAUAAUUCGAUCUAUAUAAAAAAAAAAACUCUUUUUUAAAUUUUUUAAAUUAUUCAAAAAUUAUUCAAAAGUGCUGUUUAUUACGUCUUUGGAUCUGUGAACGAUACGAAUGAACAAAUUAAUCAAUUUGACAAACGAAACAUUUUUCACUUAUAAAAUCUGGAAAUCUUAUCAUAACAUUUUCAAAGAAAUGCCGUUUCAUUUGCACAAAUAUAGCUUGAAACAAAUAAAUUAUAUUUUACUUCAUAUAACAAUAUAUAAUUAUAUUAAGUAGAUAAAACUAUUUAAAGUUGUAGUAUGAAAGAAAAAAAAAUCAUAGAUAGCCUAAGUGAAUGAACACCAAGUGGAAUAAAGAUAUAAUCUCUAAUUCGUAAAACGAACGGAUCCUAUAAUGUUUACUCGAACAAUAAAAGUGGGUCUACAUUUACUGUAUAUCAAAUCAUGUGGAUGGAAAGUGUUGCCUAUUAAAAUAUAAUAUGUUAAGAUACACCCACCUUAAGACGCAUCGAAAUCUCAGGUGUAGUGUUCAAAAUGCAUUUUUAUGAAAUUUAUGAAAUUUAAUAAAUUGACGUACGUGUUAUAAUUUCAUUUAUUUUUAAAAUGAAUUUUCAAGAAGCGUUUUCACGUAAAUUUUUUAAAUUUCAAAUAUAUGUAAGUUACAAUUUUGAGAAAUAAUAUUAAGAUACCGCGAAUAUGGAUGUAACUAUCGUGAUAUUAACAACCUUGUUAAUCCAUAAUCCAUUGUGGCUACACAAUUAACAUAACGAUCAAACAACUACAGUUAAUUGCGUUUAAGUGCUUAUUAUAUAAUAAGAUAUUUAAAGAUAAAUUAUUAUCAUUUAAUUACAUCGCGCGAUAAAGAUUGAGAGUUUAUAACUGUUCCUUAGAUAAAUGCACGAAUUAUUUUAUAAACAAAAUUUUCUACUAAUUAGGAGCUUUCGUAGAUCACUGUACAAAUCGUUUGUUUUUGUCUAUCAUUAAUGUAUGUUGUAUAAUAUGGUGAAUAUUUUUUAUAGGAGAUAUUUGUUUGCGAAAUUCAUAUACACAUAUAGUUAGAAUUUUAUAGCGAUUUUAAAGUGUAAUUGUACGUAUUGCACAUAUAUAUAUAUAUAUAUAAAACAAAUGGAAAAAUGUUGAUACAAGUUGUUGCAAUUAAGAUUAAGCGAUUAUACAUAUAUACAAGGAUAAAUGCACGAAGGGCUUUGUAUUUUAUAAUGCACAAAUUUAUAUAGAAUGCAUAAGUGCAUAUUGUAUACAAUCCUAUAUAAGAAAAAUAUUUUAUUUAUCUUUAAUGUUUUCUUUUUAAAUAUUUUUUUUUAUUGCAUUUUAUCUUUUGACAAAGAAUUUGUUUUAGGAUUUUGUUAAGAUUUUUAUGUUUUCUUUCAAAUUCUACGAGAUAUAGAUUACUAUUGAAGGUACUAUUUAUUGUGAAUUUUUUAUUAAAAAUGUUUACUCGAUUUUAUAAUAUCUGCGUGUUUGUAAUUUAUAUGCUAAACUAUAUAAAUAAUUAAUAAGAGCAGGGUCUGAUGUAUAUAUACAUUGUUAAUUUUGCACACAACGUAGCAUCACACUGAUGGCAAUAUGGAGGAACGAUCGAUAUGAUCGAGAUAGUUUGUAGUAUUUAAAUACGUGUUUUGUACAAAUUUUAAUUACUAUUUUCUUGUUGUCAAUGAAUACAAUGAAUGAGAACGAAAA
Apis dorsata (giant honeybee) is the source of this 3140-nucleotide messenger RNA. Its product is annotated as popeye domain-containing protein 3-like. The transcript is spliced from 8 exons. Gene Ontology annotation, molecular function: cAMP binding. Lineage: Eukaryota; Metazoa; Arthropoda; Insecta; Hymenoptera; Apidae. The coding region runs from base 251 to 1327 and encodes 358 amino acids. The record is from RefSeq and is a predicted model, not a curated record. Gene Ontology annotation, cellular component: sarcolemma.